This is a messenger RNA of Dichotomopilus funicola, 618 nucleotides long. RefSeq names its product mediator complex, subunit Med11. The transcript has 2 exons. The record is from RefSeq and is a predicted model, not a curated record. Lineage: Eukaryota; Fungi; Ascomycota; Sordariomycetes; Sordariales; Chaetomiaceae. Bases 1 to 618 code for a protein of 205 amino acids. Gene Ontology annotation, cellular component: mediator complex. Gene Ontology annotation, biological process: regulation of transcription by RNA polymerase II. Gene Ontology annotation, molecular function: transcription coregulator activity.
AUGGAUGGCUUAACGCAACCCAAUAAUCACAAUGGCGGGGGGCCAGUGAAUGUCCACCAGCCCUUUACUCCAGGUGAGCGCAUCCAGCAGCUCAGCGAAACCGAUCAGGACAUUACCUCCCUCUUAGUCCACCUCUCAUCCGCGAUGCGUGCGCUCGCCACGCCCCCAGAUACCUCCGCGAAUGAUGCACCUCCAGGUGAUGAUACCGGUUCCGAUGCCAUCUCGGCUUUUCACAUGGCGCAAUCAGCCUUUUUCACCACUGUCGACCGAAUCGACAAACAUCUGACCCGCCAAAUCCUAGCGCUUGAGGAGGCGGGCAUAAUCACACUACGUAACACCAGCGCGGAUGGUCAGCCACAAACAGGAGAGCCUGGGGUGGGCGACGCAGUAUCAGCAGCAAACACUGGCGGCGGCGGUAGCAGAGUUCGGGCCGCUGCGCCGAAGCGGCUGGAACCCGAUGGGAUGGGACGAUAUGGAAACCUCGAUGUGGGCAAACUGAAUAUGGCGAGCAGCACAGUCGAGAGGGAUAUGGAGCGCGAGGCAUGGCGGUCGGCCAAAGAGGAGCUUCGAAGGAUUGCCACAGAGGGCGCAGAAGGUGGUGAUCGAAUGCAGGAGUGA